UCUUUGGUCAAAAUUUCAAAAAUACUGAUUAGUGUUGAGUCGAAUUCAGUGUACACCCAUUGUAUAUGAGAGACAAAUUCACUAGACACCGCAUAAAAACUUAAUGCGCAUGUGCGUAACUCAGUCGGACGAAAACAUUGUUGAAAUUAACAACGAGAUGUAAAAAUGUAAAACAAAGUGAAUAUAUCCAUAAAUACAUCCAAAUAUGAUAAGUCAACGUGAAGCAGACGAUAUUGCAUUUAAAAACGACCUAACAGGAGAUGUAAAAGACAAGAAGUUAGCGAAAGCAAGCAAAAGUCUAAGAAGGACAUUGAUCAAAGAGAAUUCAGGAUCUGAAGAAGCCAGAGUUUCUGCUGCUAUAGAAAUACAACGGGCUUACCGAGGAUACUCAACAAGAUGUAAUCUAUACGGAACGGUGAACCCCAAGAUCAGCAAGACUGCUGUGUACAGUAAAAGUCAGGAUGAGGAGGCGAGGAUACGAGAGGUGGCCAAUGAACAGGUGCUAGACUAUGAACCACCAAGUGAGCAAGAUGAAAUCCGAAUCAUAUAUGAGGAGUACCUCAGUACUUACGAUAAUCCAGAUCAAGAUCCCCUAACCUAUGAAGAGUUUGCUGAGCGGUAUAUGGAAGCCCUGAGGGAGAGUCAGCAGUCUGUGGAGACCCCUGUCCCUGUCCAGCCCCCACCCCCCGCAGUCAUACAACCAACCCCUUACAUACCCAGACCCAGGCCACGCCUUAAUGACAGGCAGGCUGCUAGCAUCAUACAGAGGGCCUGGAGAAGGCACAUAGAUAUACAAGUAUACAGAUAUUACAGAGAUCUGAUAAACUUCAAGACGAGAGGAAACCCUGCUUUAAUGCUCCGAUGCAUAAAUCCAAAUGAAGCAAAAAUGUUAGAUGCAGCCUCAGGGGUGCAUGUCAAGUUCAGACUGGCAGGAGAGAGGUUUCCUCCCAAUAUCUACUACAAAAUCUUCACCCACAGACCAGUUCAAGAUUUGUGUGCCAACAGUCCAAAGGAUUACACCCAACCAGCGGUUAAACUUCAGAUUGGGAAAGACAGGCACAGCCAGCUCAGAACACAGGGUCUGCAGGAUGAUCAGGAUGGCUGGUACAAGAGGAUAGAGAACAAUGGCUGGAGGCUGGUGUCUGACCGCCUGGUCCAGCAUCUGACAGAUCCCAUUACCUGGGAGACGAGCAACAAGAAGUACCAGUACUCCCACGACAAGCUUCAAAGAAAACAAGAUGUUGAGAAAAGAAAGAAGAAGAGAAAGAUUGAAUGGAUGCAAAAACUGUACCAGGAAGGGAUGUUAAAGGCCAAGUCUGACGACCCCGAGACGGUGAACCUGAUAGAGGGCGCGGCGGCAGGAAUGGUUGCCACUGUGGAGAAGAUGGGCCCUGACGCCCUCGAGGAUUGGGAGGUGGACGAACUCCUGGACUGGACCACCAGUCUCAACUUUGAGGAGUAUCUCAAUAACUGGAAAGAUGUGGCAACAAGUGCCUUUUCAGAGAAACAAGUUGACAUAAAACAACCCAAAAAUGAUCGGAUUCGCCUGAUGACGGGGACAUUGGAUCCCUACGAGUUCUCCAUUUCCACCGGCCCCUCGCGCUAUCAGUCAACCCAACCCUCCAGGAACACCCCAGCUUCCAGCGUGUCAGGUCAACUCCAGGUCAACGGGUGAAGGUCAACUCCAGGUCAAUGGAUGAAGGUCAUUGAAGAAUUCAAGGUCAUUGAAAGAAAAACAAUUUAUGUUCCAGGAAUGAAGAUUGUUACAAAAUUUGUCUUAUGGAUAUGUACUUACAAAUUAAGUUUGCUUAAAUUUUUAAGUUAUUUGUCUUAAUGAUUGAGCAAAUUUUAUUUUACACAUUUUUUUUAAUGUAAACGAGAUGAAUUUACACAUAUUUGAAUGUAAAUGUAUGGUAAACAAUAUUAAGUUCUAAAUUGUGCCUCUAUUCAGAAUAUUGAUGAAGAUUUUAUUUUUAUACAUGUAAACAAUCAUGUGAAGAAUUUGUGUUGUGUAUGACUGUGAUAUGUGAAUGUUUACAAACUCAACAAUGAACAGAUAAUAUCUGUUUAUAAAGAUAUGCCUUGUAUUAUGCCUUAUUUUGUUUCGAAGAGAACUAUUGUUUUUGUUUUAAUAAAUAUUUUAUACUCAUAA
Magallana angulata is the source of this 2152-nucleotide messenger RNA. Its product is annotated as protein MFI-like. The record is from RefSeq and is a predicted model, not a curated record. NCBI's taxonomy places the organism in Eukaryota, Metazoa, Mollusca, Bivalvia, Ostreida, Ostreidae. The transcript is spliced from 14 exons. Gene Ontology annotation, molecular function: protein binding. Bases 206 to 1675 code for a protein of 489 amino acids.